Molecule: messenger RNA, 3546 nt
Organism: Didymella exigua CBS 183.55
Lineage: Eukaryota; Fungi; Ascomycota; Dothideomycetes; Pleosporales; Didymellaceae
Product: EXS-domain-containing protein
Exons: 8
Coding region: 1-3546 (1181 amino acids)
Biological process (GO): phosphate ion transport; cellular response to phosphate starvation
Cellular component (GO): plasma membrane; Golgi apparatus; cytoplasm
Molecular function (GO): inositol hexakisphosphate binding
Source: RefSeq, a predicted model, not a curated record
AUGGGCUUCUGGGACCACGGCGAGGACUCGUACGAGAAGGUGUACAACAACGACAACUUCGAGGAGAACAAGUCCAGCUUCAGCCACGAGCUGGUAGCAGGCGGCGCCGCCUUUGCGGGCUUCAAGGCGUUCGAGGACCACCAGCGCAAGGAGGGCAAGCCCGUCUCGCACGCCUUCGCCAAGGAGCUUGUUGCGGGCUUUGCUGCUGCUGAGGUUGACAAGCUCGCCGAGACAAAGGGCGAGGACUGGUUCGACCGCGAAAAGGCCAAGCGUCAGGCCAAGAACCACGCGGAGAAGAUGUACGACGAGCAGUACAUUGACAACCAUGGUGCUGACCAGUACGAUCCUAACCAGUACGGCCGCCCUGAGCGCUUUGAGCGUCGCGGAUGGGAACUCGAGCGCGACCUGGUGCCCGAGUGGCGGCUGAAGUACCUCGACUACAAAGUCGGCAAGAAGAAACUCAAGGCCAUCGACCGCGCUCUCCGCAGCGUGAACCGCGACGCGCACACGCCGCGCCUCCGCCGCCGCGGCACCAACCUGCUGCCCAAUGCCGCCGACGUCGCGCCCAAGUACUCGUUCCUCAACCGCGAUGGCCUGGGACGCGAGGCGAACGACCCGGCCGACGUGCCCGACCCCUGCCGCAGCCCCAGCCGCAGCCGCAGCCGCAGCCGCAGCCGCUCGGCUGGCCGCGCAGAGGAGACGCCGCUGGCGACGGGCGGCAACGGGCUCAGCGGCCUGGGCACCAGUUACGGCAGCUUCGUGGGCAGCCCGCCGCCGCCGUCGCUGCAGCUGCCGGGCGCGGCGCUGGACCCCGAGCGCACCGAGUCCGCAGACGGGCAGGCGGCCGCGUCGCUCAGGCGGCACACGACGCUGAGGCUGCCCUCGCCCGGCGACGGCAACGCCUUCGAGGUCGGGCGGACCAAGACGCCGAAGAAGCACGCCUCGCUGCCCGCGCGCUACCGCAGCAUCUUCAGCCCGAAGCGCAUGAACUCGAUGCCCGGGCGCGGGUCCGGCGUCGAGGCUCACCCGCGGCCGUUGAUCAAGCGCGUCGCGUCCGUGGGCGCGCAUGAGCCCGCGGCCAGCCCCGGCGACGUGCCGCUCGAGGCCUACCGCGAGUUCGACUUCCGCCAGGCAGACUUCUUCCAGUUCCUCGACGCCGAGCUGGACAAGGUCGAGCGGUUCUACAAGGACAAGGAGGACGAGGCCACGGUCCGGCUGGGCGUCCUGCGCGAGCAGCUGCACAUUAUGCGCGACCGCCGCCUCGACGAGCUGAUCCAGCGCCAGACGGCCAAGCUGGACGCCAAGGCGCACAAGAAGCGCCCCGCGGUGAACGGCCAGGCCAGCGGCUCCGCCGGCGCGCCUGCGGACGCGCACGAGGUGAAGCAGGGCCACGAGGUGAAGCAGGGCCACGAGGUGAGCAGUGCGUGGCUGAAUCCCAUCGACGCCGCGCUCGAGGCCGUGAAUGCCGGAAAGUACGGCAGCAGCACGAGGGCCAUGACCGCGCUGGCAACGCCGUCGGUGCUCAAGCCCAUGCUGCACAACGACGACCGCCGCGACUUUGCGCGCCGGCCGGAGCUCCCAGACGUGCCCUACCAGUCGGCGAAGCGCAAGCUAAAGGUCGCACUCCAAGAGUACUACCGCGGUCUGGAGCUCCUCAAGUCGUAUGCGCUGCUGAACCGCACGGCAUUCCGCAAGAUCAACAAAAAGUACGACAAGACCGUCCACGCACGCCCGUCGAUGCGCUACAUGAACGACAAAGUCGGCACCGCGUGGUUUGUGAACAGCGACGUCAUCGAGGGCCACAUCCGCUCCGUCGAGGACCUCUACGCCAGGUACUUUGAGCGAGGAAACCACAAAGUCGCCGUGGGCAAGCUGCGCAUCAAGAUUGCCCGCGCCGGCGACUACACCGACAACACGUUCCGCAACGGACUUCUCGUCGCUGCUGGUGCUAGUCUGAGCAUCCAGGGUCUCAUCAAGGCCGCAGGCAUCGCCGGCACGCAUCAUGCCGACGACCCUGCGUUAUCGGUCAAUAGCAGCUAUCUGCUGCAGAUUUACGCCGGCUUCUUCCUCGUCAACCUUCUGAUCAUCCUCUUCUCUCUUGCAUGCCGCGUGUGGCACGAGCACAAGAUCAACUUUGUCUUCAUUUUCGAGUACGACACGCGUCACUUUCUGGAUUGGAGGCAGCUCGCCGAGCUGCCGUGUUGGUAUUUCUUCUUCCUCGGUCUCACCAUGCAGCUGAACUUCCAUCGCGUUGGUGGUGAAGCCAUGUAUCUGUACUGGCCGGUCGUUCUGAUUGGUGUGUCCGUCCUGGUCCUCUGGCGUCUUCUCCUGGCCGGCAUCUACCCUGUCGAGUGGCGCGACUUUUACCUUGGCGACAUGUUCUGCUCGCUCACCUACAGCAUGAGUAACAUGGCCAUGUUCUUCUGCCUGUACGCUCGAUUCUGGGACGAGCCCGCGCAGUGCAAUUCGUCGCAUCUGCGCACUAUGGGCUUCCUUGCCUGCUUGCCCGGCAUCUGGCGUGCCCUGCAAUGCAUUCGCCGUUACUGGGACACAGGCAACAAGUUCCCCCAUCUGCUCAACUGUGGCAAGUACUUUGCGACCAUCAUCUACUACAUGACCUUGAGCAUCUAUCGCAUCAACAGGACGGGCCCGAACAAGGCAGCCUUCAUCACCUUUGCUGUCAUCAACGCCAUCUACACCAGCUUCUGGGACAUCUACUACGACUGGAGUCUCGGUGACCCGCGUGCGAAGCACCCGUUCCUUCGCAAAGAGCUUGGCUAUAAGAAGAUAUGGUGGUACUACACAGCAAUGGUCAUCGACCCGAUCCUGCGAUUCGCCUGGGUUCUCUACAUUGUCGACCCGCUGCAGCUCCAACACUCCGCCAAGACGUCGUUCGGCGCCGCCCUCGCCGAGAUCUUCAGAAGAGGCAUCUGGUCUCUGUUCCGCGUCGAAAACGAACACUGCACAAACGUCGGCCGCUUCCGCGCAAGCCGCGACGUACCCCUCCCCUACGAGCUCCCGCCGAGCCCCCACGUGUCCCCCGUCAUUGACCAACGCGGCGCCAGAAUCGACGACGAGCAACCAUCCCGCACCCCCAAGUCCGCGACCGCGCCGCCAAACGGCCUCGCGCCCACCCCGUCCGCGGGCGCAGACCCCGCACCCCCGGACUCGGUCCGACAGCGUCGCGGCUUCCCACACGUUGACGACGGAGAAGACGACGAGGGUUUCCGCCCCUCGCCCCUGCAGCGCGCGUUUACGCACGUCGGCGCCAUUUUCCGCGACGCGCACGCGCAGGACUUUGAGCGCAAGAAGAAGCCCGAGCUGGGCCGGGAUCCGCGGCGUGACACCGAGGCCAGGGAUGACGGGGAUUCGACGGAUGAGGAGUCGGAUGCUGAGGAGCGCGAGGAAGGUGAGGGUGAUGUGGUGGGUGGCGAUCGGGCGGAGAGUGAGGAUGAGGACGCGGAUGGCGAGCAGAGUGCGGCGAGUAGGAUACGCGAGGAUCUUGCGGUUGGCGCGAGUAGGGCUGCGCGGUCGGGUGGGCGUUGA